Messenger RNA from Exophiala dermatitidis NIH/UT8656, 1434 nucleotides. RefSeq names its product ADP-ribosylglycohydrolase. Lineage: Eukaryota; Fungi; Ascomycota; Eurotiomycetes; Chaetothyriales; Herpotrichiellaceae. The transcript has a single exon. The record is from RefSeq and is a predicted model, not a curated record. Bases 184 to 1221 code for a protein of 345 amino acids.
UUGCUGUCCAGUGUCCGUUCUCCAAAAUCUUUCAGCAUACCACGAUUCGCGUGUGGGAUAUUGAACCUUUCGCACGACCGAAACCAUACUCGCUAUACGACUCUCAUACGCCCUGAGAGGUUCUACCUCAGUGACCAUUUCCUAGCUCUGGAACACAAGACUAAAGCCACGCAGACUGACACCAUGACUGAACCUCCGUCCCUGUCGUCCCGAGUUCGAGGCGGCCUAGUUGGGCUUGCGGUGUGCGACGCCCUAGGAGGACCUGUUGAAUUCAAGCAACGCGGCACAUUCCCCAAGGUGACAUCGAUGUUACCGAACGACAACUUCGGGGUAGGGGCGGGCUUUUUCACCGACGACACGUCCAUGGCAUUAUGUCUAGGACAUUCUCUGGUGGACUGCCACGGCGAGUCGAGGCUCGUCGACCAAGUCAGGCGGUACCUAGACUGGUGGAAGAAUGGUUACAUGUCGUCUACUGGGAAAACCUUUGACAUUGGGGUGGCUACACUGAGGGCAUUAGAGACAUGGUCACACGAGUUGGACGCAAAGUACAACCACUUGCAGCCAGACUCGGUGGAAGCGGAAGAAGCACUCCGGGAGAUUGAGAAGAAGAUCCGAGACACGUUCUCGGAAGAAAAGUACUGCGGGAACGGCAGCUUGAUGAGAGUGCUACCCACGGCCUUGAUUGCCCGAAGCGAGCCGGAAGCGGUGGAGCUGGCGCGCGAGAGCUCCCUGACCACGCAUCCUCACCUCCGUUGCGUACAUGCAUGUAUGAUCUAUGCCACCAUCGUCUACCAAGCACUCAACGGGGCCUCGAAAACGGAACUGGCUGUGAGCCUAGGCGAGACGGUCAACGACGAUGCGGGCAAUGUCACCGACUAUGAUCUGGAACCGGAGCUUAAAGACCGCUUACAAAGAUAUCGAGCUUUGGGAGACUGGGAGGCUACUGCGGUGGAAGAGAUUAAAAGCUCGGGAUAUGUGGUGGACACUCUGGAGGCUUCUCUAUGGGCAUUUUUCAAGUCAAACAGUUUCGAGGAGGGCGCCGUUCUGGCCGUGAAUCUGGGGGAUGAUGCCGAUACCGUGGGGGCUGUCUAUGGCGGACUUGCGGGAGCCUUCUACGGAAUUGAACAGGUGCCGGAGCGAUGGAGGCGCGAUUUGCAGAGAAUCGACCUGGUUGAGGAGCUCGUGGAAAAGAUCCUCAAGUUCCGAGAGACCAAUGUAUAGAAGCAGCGGUUGGUGAACUUGUAGAAACCAAUACAAGUUCUCCUUUAGCCGAACUCUGAGGAGUAGGCCAUGUUGGUCGCAGACUCGAACACAUGAUGCUUAAGCCGCACAUCCCGCAAUGCUAGUACCAGGUACUGUAGACGAGUGUCUCGGAACUCAGAGUACGCUGUAUAUUCGUUACCGUACCAUCAAUCGAGAUCUAGCGGAUUGACC